Zychaea mexicana is the source of this 721-nucleotide messenger RNA. RefSeq lists its product as uncharacterized. The record is from RefSeq and is a predicted model, not a curated record. The transcript is spliced from 2 exons. The annotation marks the transcript as partial. NCBI's taxonomy places the organism in Eukaryota, Fungi, Mucoromycota, Mucoromycetes, Mucorales, Lichtheimiaceae.
UGUUGUUGUUGUCGUUGUCGUCGAGUUCCCAUCGUUGAUAGAAAAGGGAAAAGUAAGUGAAUGAGUUGAUUUAGAGAGAGAGUUUGUGUGAGAGAAUAAGGUAAGAAGACUGAGGAUACUGAUUGAAAGAGAAAGAGAAAAGCAAAUGGCUUGACUGAUUUGAAUUAUUUGAAUUAGGGAUUUUUGAAUUAAAUCUGGCAGGUUAACUCGCUACCACCGCGAAGCGACUGAAGUACUUCGUAGGUAGAAGAAGGUUGAAAAAGAGGGGAAGAAGAGGGGUUUGCUUUAGUUUUUGUGUGUUGCUGGUGGGGUUGAUUUCAGAAGAAGGGCUUAUCACAUACGGUUAGCUGUGGUACGCUCGGCUACAAGAGGGUGUGUGUGUGUGUGUAUAAAGGGCAAAUAGAAGGGAGAAAAAAAAACGCGUCUUCUUCUCUUUGACAAAAGCCUGUGACCCGUGCACUUUUUUGUGAGAUGGUGGAAAGGUUGUCCUUGCGGAGCUUCUUGGUUUGUGCGUGCGUGUUGUGCUUGUGUUUGUGCAGAGCCUCAAUGAGUAUAGUGGAUCCUGGGCUGUUCCCUUCUUGCUGUGUGGUAUUUCAAGGUGGACUCGGGCCUCCGUUUGCUCAAAAGAAAGGGCCUUUUGGGGACUUGACUAAAAAAGAGGAACAAGAAGAGAGAAAACGAGAGGCAGGGACGGCAAAAGAAACACAAAAUAAGGGGGCCA